GAACGGUCGUUAGUUUCUACAUAAAGUUCUACCGGGCAAGAUGAAACUGUGGCUACCGGUGUUGGGAUGCAUGCUUCUGGCACUAGCAGCUGGAACGUACGGGAUAGAGUUUACCGAGUUUCAGUUGUACGUGAUUAUUCCAGAAACGCGUGAGCAGCUGGAUCAGUUGCACGAGCUGGUAAAGGAUGAUAACUACGACUUCUGGGAUGUUCCACGGUUGAACCGAAAGGCUCGGGUGAUGGUGAGCCAUUACGCAGAGUCGAAGUUUGAACAGUUUCUGGAGCAGCACGAUAUUGAAUUUGAUCCGAUCGCAGACAACGUUCAACAAAUUUUAAACAAAGAACGUCGAUCCAACGAUGCCUUCCACAAGCGAACGAAGCGGGACGUCACUACACAAGCGGAAGUUGAUUUCGACCACUAUUGGACUUUGGAUGAAAUCUAUGCGUACGUGGAGGAUCUGGCGGCAAACAACCCAAUGGUGACGGUCUUCGAUAUCGGAACCACACCGGAAGGAAGACCAAUCAAAGCGCUAACGAUUUCCUCCGCUGGCCAGGUUAGCAUGAACCGUCCGGUUGUCUUUAUGGAUUCUGGCAUUCAUGCGCGUGAAUGGGCUGGUAUAAUGUCGGUUAUGUACAUGAUCCAACAGUUUGUCGACCUACCAGAGCAGUAUGCUGAACAACUAGCCAACACCGAUUACGUCAUCAUUCCUGUAAUGAACCCGGAUGGAUACGUCUACACCCACGAAGUGAACCGACUUUGGAGGAAGAACCGUGCGCAGAACAACAUCUUGUGUGCCGGUGUCGAUCUUAAUCGAAACUUCCCAUUCAAGUGGGCUUUUACCAGCAAUGCCUGUACCAAUACUUUUGCUGGGAUGGAGCCUGCCACUGAACCGGAAACUCAAGCAAUGAUGGCCUUGAUGGAGCAGUACAAAUCCGCUAUGGCUAUGUACAUUGCCGUGCAUACUCACGGGGAGAUGAUCCUGUGGCCUUGGGGUUACGAUUUCAUCCAUUGUGACAACUCGGAAGAACACGACACCCUGGGCAGGCAGGCUCGGGAUGCGAUUGUUGCUGUGGGAGGUGACGAAUGGACGGUUGGAAAUUCCGCUGAUGUUCUGUACAAGGCUUCAGGGGCUACGGACGAUUAUGCUUUCAAUAGCGGAGCUCGAGUGGCGUUCACGAUUGAGCUGACUGGAGGAGGACUGGAAGGGUUUGAUCUGCCGGCGUCCCAGCUUGGCAAGGUCACUAAGGAGACCAUGGAAAUUUUCAAGACCUUUGGCAAGUACGCUGGAACGUUGCCACUGCCAUCAAGUGAGUUGCAGUAGAUACGGGCAAAUGAUUA
This is a messenger RNA of Ochlerotatus camptorhynchus, 1338 nucleotides long. Its product is annotated as carboxypeptidase B-like. Lineage: Eukaryota; Metazoa; Arthropoda; Insecta; Diptera; Culicidae. Bases 41 to 1321 code for a protein of 426 amino acids. The transcript is spliced from 4 exons. Gene Ontology annotation, molecular function: metallocarboxypeptidase activity; zinc ion binding. Gene Ontology annotation, biological process: proteolysis. The record is from RefSeq and is a predicted model, not a curated record.